Messenger RNA from Sphenostylis stenocarpa, 1347 nucleotides. Lineage: Eukaryota; Viridiplantae; Streptophyta; Magnoliopsida; Fabales; Fabaceae. The record is from the annotation of a GenBank genome assembly.
AUGGCUCAACAACAGGGGGACGAAAUGGAGUAUGUUGCUGACGAUAAUGAUAAUGAAAUGGCGGACGCAGAAGAUGAUAUGUAUUUUCGUGGCAGAGUUUCUGGUGAUUCAGAGUCCGAAUCAGAUGACGAUGAUGAAUAUGACUCAAUGGAGAAUCGGAUGACAGACACCACUGCUGCAGAAGCUAGGAAAGGAAAGGAUAUCCAAGGUAUACCUUGGGAUAGACUGAGCAUUAGUCGUGAAAAGUAUAGACAAACUAGACUAGAGCAGUACAAGAAUUAUGAAAAUAUACCGCAAUCAGGAGAACUUUCAGAAAAGGAAUGCUCAGUAACAUAUAGUGGUGGAAAGUAUUAUGAUUUCUGGCAAAACACUAGAUCUGUGAAAUCAACAAUACUUCAUUUCCAAUUGAGGAACUUGGUGUGGUCAACAUCAAAGCAUGAUGUGUAUCUUGUUUCGAGUUACUCAAUUAUACACUGGUCUUCUUUAAGUUCCAAGAAAUCAGAAAUACUGAAUGUAUCAGGGCAUGUAGCUCCAUGUGAGAAACAUCCUGGAAGCCUUUUGGAAGGAUUUACUCAGACACAGAUUAGUACAUUGGCUGUGCGGGAUAAAUUGUUGAUUGCUGGGGGUUUUCAAGGAGAACUCAUUUGCAAGUACAUAGACCGAACUGGGGUUAGUUUUUGUUCAAGAACUACUUAUGAUGACAAUGCAAUAACAAAUGCUAUUGACAUUUAUGAGCAUCCAAGUGGAGCUGUUCAUUUCAUGGCUUCAAAUAAUGACUGUGGAGUUAGAGACUUUGACAUGGAAAGAUUUCAGCUUUCCAAGCAUUUCUCCUUCUCUUGGCCUGUAAAUCAUACUUCAUUGAGUCCAGAUGGGAAACUGCUUGUGAUUGUUGGAGACAACCCAGAAGGAUUACUUGUGGACUCUCAAACUGGAAAGACUGUCAAACCUUUAUUUGGACACUUGGAUUACUCAUUUGCAUCUGCAUGGCAUCCUGAUGGCCACAUUUUUGCUACUGGAAACCAAGACAAAACAUGCCGUGUUUGGGAUGUUAGGAACUUGUCAAAGUCCGUUGCUGUGCUCAAGGGCAACCUUGGAGCGAUACGUUCGAUACGGUUCACAUCUGAUGGGCGAUUCAUGGCAAUGGCUGAGCCAGCUGACUUUGUGCAUGUAUAUGAUGCAAAGAGUGGGUUUGAGAAGGAGCAGGAGAUCGAUUUUUUUGGGGAGAUCUCUGGUGUAUCUUUUAGCCCUGACACAGAAUCACUUUUCAUUGGUGUUUGGGAUCGCACCUAUGGAAGCCUUCUUCAGUACAAUCGGCGGAGAAACUAUAAAUAUCUUGACUGCUUGUAA